AUCCUCGGGCCAUUCUUUCAACUCACUCUCAGUCCCACAGAUUUCGCGCUCAAUCCCCGUCUCAUUCCAUCUUCCCCUCUCCUGUCUUCACCUACUCGACUUGGCAUUUCAUUGCAACCCAUUAAAGGCGCCUUAGCUGUCGCCACCACCAUUUAAUCGCCUCGCCCGCCUACACGCUUCGGACUCCACAGAGCCUCUCGAUGAUCUGCCUCGCUUUUGUACCCGUCCGGGAACCUGACGCUUUUUUCUCAAGGUGGGUAGCUCGAGCCUCGUGAGCUUUUAUUAAACCCUCACCUGCAAUUUCAUGCUCUCCCUCCCUUUAUAUGCUCCUCCGUUCCUCUGAACUCUCUGUCCCUCACAAGCCCCCCAUCGACGACAAUGGAUCUAUCCUCGUACUAUCACCUCAUUUUCACUCUUCUGGCAGUGUUGGUUUCCGGGGUCAUCUUCUUCUUCUCGCGUAAGGCGGGAGGGAAGGGCCUCAACCUUCCCCCGGGACCUCCCGGCUGGCCCAUCGUCGGCAACCUCUUCCAGGUUGCCCGCUCGGGGAAGCCGUUCUUCAUGUACGUGGAGGAUCUCAGGCCCAAGUAUGGCCCGAUCUUCACGCUGAGGAUGGGGACUCGGACCAUGAUCAUCCUGGCCGAUGCGAAGCUCAUCCACGAGGCCCUCAUCGAGCGUGGGGCGCUGUUCAUGACCCGCCCCAGGGAGAACCCCACCCGGGCCGUCUUCAGCUGCUACAAGUUCACGGUCAACGCCGCCGUCUACGGUCCCGUGUGGCGGUCUCUGCGGCGGAACAUGGUGCAGAACAUGCUCAGCUCGAGCCGGCUCAAGGAGUUUAAAGGUAUUCGGGACGAUGCGAUGGACAAGCUUAUUGACCGGAUCCGGGCCGAGGCCAAGGCCAACGGGGGCGUCGUCUGGGUGCUCAAGAGUGCGCGGUUCGCCACGUUCUGCAUCCUCCUGGCCAUGUGCUUCGGCCUCGAGAUGGACGAGGAAACCAUCGGGGGGAUGGACGACAUGAUGAAGACGGUGCUCAUCACCCUUGACCCUCGGAUCGACGACUACCUCCCGGCGCUGAGCAUGUUCUUCUCCAAGGAGCGGAGGCGGGCGCAGGAAGUGCGGCAAGCGCAGCUCGACUUCGUGAUCCCGUUCAUCGAGAAACGCAGGAAGGCGCUCGAGAACCCGGGGUCGGACAAGUCGGCGACGUCCUUCUCAUACCUCGACACGCUCUUCGACCUCAAGGUCGAAGGGCGCAAGUCGGGGCCCACGAACGCCGAGCUCGUGACGCUCUGCUCCGAGUUCCUGAACGGGGGGACCGACACGACGGCGACGGCGAUCGAGUGGGGGAUCGCGCAGCUGAUCGCCAACCCCCACGUGCAAAGCAAGCUCUACGAGGAGAUUAGAUCGACGGUCGGCGAUCGGAAGGUGGACGAGAAAGACGUGGAUAAGAUGGUGUAUUUGAAUGCUGUUGUAAAAGAGCUGCUGCGAAAGCACCCGCCCACCUACUUCUCUUUAACUCACGCAGUGACUGAGCCGACCAAGCUAGCAGGCUAUGACAUACCCACAGAUGCAAAUGUGGAGAUCUACUUGCCCGCCGUCGGAGAGGACCCGAAGCUGUGGAAAAACCCAGAAAAAUUCGAUCCGGAUCGGUACAUUUCAGGCGACGAAGAUGCCGAUAUCACUGGUGUCAAAGGCGUGAAAAUGCUGCCGUUCGGCGUGGGGCGGAGGAUAUGCCCGGGACUUGCGAUGGCCACUUGUCACGUUAAUCUGAUGCUCGCACGGAUGGUUCAAGAGUUCGAGUGGACUGCUUAUCCGCCGGAAAGCAAGAUCGACUUCACCGGCAAAUUGGAGUUCACGGUAGUCAUGAAGAACGCCCUCCGGGCCACGAUCAAGCCUAGGGCUUGAGCCGAGAGGCCGGGAGGCCACGUGUUCGAUCUCUCGCGCUUUAUGUAAUUCAUUUUUUUUCAUGGGCUGUUCGAUUUAUCUAAACUAUACCGAUAAAACUAGGGGAUGGACCUUUUCCUUCCUGUUAGUUACUAUAACUAUAUGUCAGUGUCCUCUAUGAAAUCCGAUGUUCACUUGGAUUGGGAAGUUGAAAUAUGAGAAUACCAAUUUUACA
Eucalyptus grandis is the source of this 2113-nucleotide messenger RNA. Its product is annotated as cytochrome P450 77A3. The transcript has 2 exons. Gene Ontology annotation, cellular component: membrane. NCBI's taxonomy places the organism in Eukaryota, Viridiplantae, Streptophyta, Magnoliopsida, Myrtales, Myrtaceae. The record is from RefSeq and is a predicted model, not a curated record. Gene Ontology annotation, molecular function: heme binding; iron ion binding; oxidoreductase activity, acting on paired donors, with incorporation or reduction of molecular oxygen, NAD(P)H as one donor, and incorporation of one atom of oxygen. The coding region runs from base 379 to 1899 and encodes 506 amino acids.